AUGGCCGCGCGCCCCGGCUCGCUCUGGCUGCUGGGCCUGGCGCUGUGCGCGCUGAGCGGCUGCGGCCCCGGCCCGCGCCCCGCGCCCGGCUGCCCGCAGCGCCGCCUGGGCCCGCGCGAGCGCCGCGACCUGCAGCGCGAGAUCCUGGCGGUGCUCGGGCUGCCCGGGCGGCCCCGGCCCCGCGCGCCGCCCGCCGCCGCCCGGCUGCCCGCGUCCGCGCCGCUCUUCAUGCUGGACCUGUACCGCGCCGUGGCCGGCGGCGACGACGCCGAGGACGGCGGGACCCCCGAGCGGCGCCUGGGCCGCGCCGACCUGGUCAUGAGCUUCGUCAACAUGGUGGAGCGCGACCGCGCCCUGGGCCACCAGGAGCCCCACUGGAAGGAGUUCCGCUUUGACCUGACCCAGAUCCCGGCGGGGGAGGCCGUCACGGCCGCGGAGUUCCGGAUUUACAAGCUGCCCAGCACCCACCCACUCAACCAGACCCUUCACAUCAGCAUGUUCCAGGUGGUCCCAGAGCAGUCCAACAGGGAGUCUGACUUGUUCUUUUUGGAUCUUCAGACGCUCCGGUCUGGGGACGAGGGCUGGCUGGUGUUGGACGUGACAGCAGCCAGUGAUCGCUGGCUCUUGAGCCGUAGCAAGGACCUGGGACUCCGCCUCUCUGUGGAAACAGAUGAUGGGCGCAGCGUUGAUCCUGGCCUGGCCGGUCUGCUGGGGCGACAGGCGCCACACUCCAGACAGCCUUUCGUGGUCACCUUUUUCAGGGCGCGCCCCGGCCCCAUCCGAGCCCCUCGGGCGGUGAGGCCCCUGAAGAGAAGGCCGCCGAAAAGAACCCACGAGCUGCCGCCCCCGAACAAGCUGCCGGGGAUCUUCGACGACGUCCAUGGCUCCCACGGCCGGCAGGUGUGCCGUCGGCACGAGCUCUAUGUCAGCUUCCAGGACCUGGGCUGGCUGGACUGGGUCAUCGCCCCCCAAGGCUACUCAGCCUAUUACUGUGACGGGGAGUGCUCCUUCCCGCUGGACUCCUGCAUGAACGCCACCAACCACGCCAUCCUGCAGUCCCUGGCGCACCUGAUGAAGCCGGACGCCGUCCCCAAGGCGUGCUGCGCGCCCACCAAGCUGAGCGCCACCUCCGUGCUCUACUACGACAGCAGCAACAACGUCAUCCUGCGCAAGCACCGCAACAUGGUGGUCCGGGCCUGCGGCUGCCACUGAGGCCCCGCCCCGCCGGCCGCGCCGCCCCCGCCGGCUCAGGUCAGCCCUGCGCGGGGUGGGGUGCGGUGGGGUUAGCCCGGAGGCCGUCGCAGCUCAGGCGGGGCGGCAGCGAGGGCCCCCCUGCCCUGCCCACCUCC
Messenger RNA from Hippopotamus amphibius kiboko, 1349 nucleotides. RefSeq names its product bone morphogenetic protein 8b (gene BMP8B). NCBI's taxonomy places the organism in Eukaryota, Metazoa, Chordata, Mammalia, Artiodactyla, Hippopotamidae. The coding region runs from base 1 to 1212 and encodes 403 amino acids. The record is from RefSeq and is a predicted model, not a curated record. Gene Ontology annotation, cellular component: extracellular region. Gene Ontology annotation, molecular function: growth factor activity; cytokine activity. The transcript is spliced from 7 exons. Gene Ontology annotation, biological process: SMAD protein signal transduction.